Molecule: messenger RNA, 1869 nt
Organism: Aspergillus nomiae NRRL 13137
Lineage: Eukaryota; Fungi; Ascomycota; Eurotiomycetes; Eurotiales; Aspergillaceae
Product: monooxygenase
Exons: 6
Coding region: 1-1869 (622 amino acids)
Biological process (GO): 3-(3-hydroxy)phenylpropionate catabolic process
Molecular function (GO): 3-(3-hydroxyphenyl)propionate hydroxylase activity; FAD binding
Source: RefSeq, a predicted model, not a curated record
AUGGAGAUUGAGGAUUGGGAAACCACAGAUGUAGUCAUUUGUGGCUGUGGCCCAACCGGGGCCAUGCUCUCGGCUUAUUUGGGCCAGAUGUCGGUUCCUAAUGUGGUGCUGGAGCGAGAAGCUGAUAUCACCACAGAUCCUCGUGGAAUCGCCCUGGAUGAGGACGGCAUUCGCUUUCUCCAGGGGGUCGGUAUAUAUGAUUCGAUCUUUAGUGAGAUCGGCAGUUGUAUGGGUAGGUUCAACUUUAUCGGCGGAACAGAGCCAGUCUUGAAGAAAAGCCCGUUUCUCGCUUUGAAUUAUAGCACGACGGCUGGGGGAACAGGCCAUAUAGGUUUUAUCUCUCACAAACAACCUAUACUCGAAAAGAACUUACGAAAGGCCAUGUCAGAAAGCGCAUAUUGCGUUCUGAGGUCAGAAUCAACAGUGUAUGAGUUGUGUGAAGAUAAGGAUUGGACCUACUGCAAGUAUCGAGAUGCGCAAGGGACUGAACGGAGGAUUCGCGCGCGAUUUUUUGUCGGCGCGGAUGGCAAGACAGGCUUCACACGGAAACAGUACCUGGAGCUAAAAGGUGUACAUAUGGAGAAGGUUACUGAGGAAUUUUACGAGGAGACUUGGGUAGCGUUAAACUGGCAAAUCACGUUGCCCACACCUGAGUCACACCCAGAGUUUCCCUUGUGGACGUUGGGAUAUACUCCAGAACAAGUGUAUGACCUUUUCUUUCCGUAUGAGUUCCGUUUUCUUUGCAAUCCUAAUCGCCCCGCCGUAUGCGGACGAUUCGGCCUUCAAAGAGACCGACUCUGGAGAUUCGAAUUUGUCGUUCGCCCAGGAGAGGACGGAUACGAGAUGGCGAAACCUGAAUCGAUAAGAAAGAUUGUCUUUCCUUAUGUGACACAUCGGGGAUGUCAAUAUAAUCUCCCACAUGAUGUACAAUUCCCUGAAGACUGUAUACAUGUUAUCCGAUCCCGCCCGUUUACCUUUUCCGCACGCAGCUGCAAUGCCUGGGCGAAGGACCGUGUUAUCCUUUGUGGUGAUGCUGCGCAUGUGUUCCCUCCUUUUGGAGGACAAGGGAUUGCGUCUGGAUUUCGCGAUGCUGCUUCUCUAGCAUGGCGACUAGCUCUGCUAUGUCACCAUCAUCCAACUACCCCCAGAUUCCACGAACAAGUCCUGGCUGCAUGGUACCAGGAGCGAAAGCAACAACUGGAGAAGUCUCUGGCUACGACAAUCGAGAACGGGAAAUUUGUGUGUGAAGCCAACUCCAGCAAAAUUUUCAUACGGGACUGGUAUCUUUGGCUAGCUCAGUUAUUUCCUAGCUGGAAACGCCAUCUCCAACUGGGGCGACGGAAGGACGGGAUGAUCCGAUAUGUACACUCUGACGGGAUGCCUUUUAUGCCGGAUCUCAACGGUGGCUUGAACCUGCCUCAAGUCUUCUGCAAGGAUAUGACGGGAAAUGUGCUUUUCACCGACGAUGUCAUCUUCCACUCUAAGCAGAAGAGUAUCUUCCGGCUAUUCGUUUAUCUACGUAAUGAUGAGGAGCUAGCGCACACUCGGGCAGUUCUGAGGGAAGUAGAGGAGCUUUCACAAAGCGAAUUCGCUGCCGACCAAGUUCCCUUUGUCAUUGAGGAUAUCACAAAGCGCGGAGCUGGCGAUGACAAAAUUGUGUUUCAGAUCGCCAGCGCUGAAGAGUUUGCCCGGUCACCGCUCUGUAAGGGCCGCCCCGAGCCUACCUAUUAUGAACCAUUCCUCAUUCGCACGGAGGUGCGCGCAAAGUACAUCAUCGUGCGUCCCGAUCGCGUUGUGUUUGCAGCAUGUGAGGAUGAGCAGAGUUUGAAGACAGCUAUUGGUUGUAUGAAGGACAUCUUGCGUUGCUAG